This is a messenger RNA of Podarcis lilfordi (Lilford's wall lizard), 10403 nucleotides long. The record is from the annotation of a GenBank genome assembly. NCBI's taxonomy places the organism in Eukaryota, Metazoa, Chordata, Lepidosauria, Squamata, Lacertidae.
AUGAAAGUGAUGGAGCAACCCAGAUGUGGCGUACCUGAUAUUGGACAGUACGUCCUGGCCCUUCCUGGGUGGGAGAAAACCAAGCUUACGUACAGGUAACAAACAAUUUUGGGUGGCAGUUAGGAUGAAUCAUGGGAGGUGUGGGAGAUUCCUUAUUCCGAAUGGUAACACGCACAUCUAGGAUGGAUCAAGACCAGGCAUCCCCAAACUUGGCCCUCCAACUGUUUUGGGACUACAACUCACAUCAUCCCUAGAUAACAGGACCAGUGGGCAGGGAUGAUGGGAAUUGUAGUCCCAAAAUAUCCGGAGGGCCGAGUUUGGGCGUGCCUGAUCUAGACACAUCAAAAAAACGUGAUUCAGUUAAACACGUUGUAAACUUCAUACAGGGAAAUCCCAUUGGUGAAAGACGGGACUCCACAGCGCCAUCUGGUGUCAUGGUGUUAUAAUACAUAUAAAGGGCUUUAUCUUACGAAUGUAGCUGAGCCCAGAGUAAAGAGCAAUAGCCAAAGGAAUAUGGGGAGUUGAUUUAUACUGAGUCAGACCAUCAACCCAUCUAGUUCAAAAUCAUCCACACUGGCUGGCAGUGGCUUUCCUGGUUUCCAGGGCCACAUCUACACUUGUGGUUUAGAACGUUAAAAAUGUGUUAUUAAAAUGGGACACCAGAGGGUGCUGCAGAGCAGCGAGCCACUGGCAAAGGGAAACUGCAUUAAACGUUAUAAGAAUGUUAUGUCUACAGUCCUAUAUGGAGAUGUUGGGGAUUGAACCUGUGAAUUUUGUAUGCAAGGCAAAUGCUCUACCACUGAGCCACAGCCGUUACCCGGCCUGUGUAUUUAAGAUGCCCUUCAGUGCCCUACUUAAACUGCUUUGGAACGGUUUUUAGACAACUUGUCCUUAGACUUGCUUUCCAUGACCAUUGCUUCCAUAGUGGAAUCAACCCAGGAGAAGGGCUCAGUUUCAGUGGAUUUUGACAUGCUAACCUGGUCUUGUGAAUACACCUGCAUAGACUAAUUAACUACCUGUCCCUAUGCAUGUUCCUUCUGCUGAAUUCAAUGAGUUUUACUCUCCAGUAAGUGUGUUUACGAAGCAGGGCUGGCCCAAGACAUUUUGGUAUCUGAGACAAACUACAAAAGGGCUCCCCUUCCUCCCCACCAGGGAAGAAGGGGUGAGUGGAGAUCCACACUGGCAACAAGGAUGGAACAAAGAGCCAGUGUGGUGUAGUGGUUAAGAGUGAUAGACUCGUAAUCUGGGGAACCGGGUUCGUGUCUCUGCUCUUCUACAUGCAGCUGCUGGGUGACCGUGGGUCAGUCACACUUCUUUGAAGUCUCUCAGCCCCACUCACCUCACAGAGUGUUUGUUGUGAGGGAGGAAGGGAAAGCAGAACGUUAGCUGCUUUGAGACUCCUUCAGGUAGUGAUAAAGCGGGAUAUCAAAUCCAAACUCUUCUCUUCUUCUUCUAUAUUGAGAUCUGCUGCCCUGUGGUUGCCUGACUCUGCCUCCUGGUGGGCCAGCCCUGUUACAAAGCUAAAAUCCUAAGCACACAACUGCUUGGGUAGCCUAGGGCUUGCUGAUUGGAAGGUCGGAGGUUCAAAUCCCCGCGUCCGGGUGAGCUCCCAUUGCUCGGUCCCAGCUCCUGCCAACCUAGCAGUUCAAAAGCACGUCAAAGUGCAAGUAGAUAAAUAGGUACCACUCCGGUGGGAAGGUAAAUGGCGUUUCCAUGCGCUGCUCUGGUUUUGCCAGUAGCGGCUUAGUCAUGCUGGCCACAUGACUCAGAAAAACUGUCUGCGGACAAACGUCGGCUCCCUCGGCCAGUAAAGCAAGAUGAGCGCCGCAACCCCAGAGUUGUUCGGAACUGGACUUAACUGUCAGGGAUCCUUUACCUUUUUUAAAAAAAAAUGCGUAAGAUUGAUUAGUAAGACUGCAAUAAUUAAACACAUUUACUUGCGUAUGUGGACUUUCAUCUGAUUAAAAAUGCAUAGGAACAGACGGUUAAUCCUGCUGGCUGCAUCAGGACGUAGUCAACAGAAAGCUGGAACAUGUACAAAACCAGUUAAUUGCAACAAAAUGUUGGGGGGGUGAUAGAGAUCAGCUUAAAUUCAUCACAUUCGAUUCAACAACAACAACAACAACAACAACAACAACAACAACAAGUCAUGUGAAUUGGGCCCAUAUUCUGGAACUGAUCAAAAGUGAAAUCUGGCAGAAAUCAAAAGCUGCUUGGCAACUUCUCCAGCCUAUCUCUGAACUUAAGUAAAAUCUUCAGUUCUUAAAAGCUCAUUGUGGAUUGUGACAGCAACGAUAAAGAUGAGGGUGAAACCAUUUCUUGCAUUUUACUCCUUUAGGAUUGUGAAUUACACCCCUGAUAUGAAACAAGCUGAUGUGGACACAUCUAUCCAAAAGGCAUUUGAAAUUUGGAGUGCAGUGACUCCUCUGACUUUCAGCAGGAUUUACAAAGAGACAGCAGACUUCUAUAUUGUGUUUGUAACUGGAGGUAGUAUAUGAGAUUCGUUGAACUCUUUCCAUAGCUAUAGCAGUACAUGAAUAAUGACUCCUCCCUAUGCUUUCGAUCAGCACAUGGCAACUGUCCUCGGCGUUUUGACGGUCCUCUGGGAGUCCUCGGUCAUGCAUUCCCCCCCAGUGACCCCUUCCGUGGAAAUGUCCACUUGGAUGACGAUGAAAAUUGGACUGCCAGCUUAGUCCGUAAGUUGAACAAGGGUCCCUUGCAGAAAUGAUGGCUCCACGUAGGGUUGAUUGGGGUGAGGUGGGGAACCUCAGGUCUAGAGGCCCAGUGUAGCCUUCCAUGCCUCUCUGCCUGUACCACAGGGGUCUUUCUUCAAUCCUUGAGAGAAAACAUAAAGUGAAACUUAAAUGAGAAAAAUGGAAAUUUUGUUGGGCAGCCAAGCACACCCUUCGAAUAGGAACCUUUAGAAUUUUCAUUCCCUCCUUAGUUCAGGUUAAAGGUUAUAAAAGGUAAAGUUAAAGGGACCCCUGACCAUUAGGUCCAGUUGUGGCCGACUCUGGGAUUGCGGCUCUCAUCUCGCUUUAUUGGCCAAGGGAGCCGGCGUACAGCUUCCGGGUCAUGUGGCCAGUAUGACAAAGCCGCUUCUGGUGAACCAGAGCAGUGCAUGGAAAAGCCGUUUACCUUCCCGCCAGAGCAGUACCUAUUUAUCUGCUUGCACUUUGAGGUGCUUUCGAACUGCUAGGUUGGCAGGAGCAGGGACUGAGCAACGGGAGCUCACCCCGUUGCAGGGAUUUGAACUGCCGACCUUCUGAUCGGCAAGCCCUAGGCUCUGUGGUUUAACCCACAGUGCCACCCACGUCCCUGUUAAAGGUUAUACUGGAAUGCAAAUCCAUAGCAAGUUAUGGUAUGCAUUAUAAAUACAUUUAAAAUAUUUACUAUUUUCUCCAUCUUCAUCCAAGUAAUCGUGGACACACUUACUUGAGAGUAAGACCCAUGAAAUUCAGCGGGAGUCAGAACACACGUCAGGCUGCACAUGUAACUUGUCUUUGCACACUUGUUUUGUCAUUUAGAAUUCAACCUGAUGCUUGUUGCUACUCAUGAGAUUGGCCACGCCCUCGGCCUUGCACAUUCUGGCGACCCAAGAGCACUGAUGUUCCCCAAUUACAAACUCAUGGAGCCCAUCGAUUUCCCACUCACCCAAGAUGAUAUUGAUGGCAUUCAGGCCAUCUAUGGUAAGACAAGAGAAGAUGUCCGAAACACGUGCAAAACAAGAGCAAAAAAUCAACAUCUCUAAAGUUAGAAUGUAUGCUUAGAAUCCUAAGUUGUGUGUACAAAUGUGUUUUCUCCAGUGAGUUGAAAAGGACAGUCGUGUGUGUGUGUGUGUAUUUGUAUGUAUGUGCUUGUGUGUUGGUGUACACACAAACACACAAACUUCCACUCAGGCCCAUGCAGAGGGGAGGACAGAUGGGUACACUUGCCCAGGUCUUGGAAGAAGAAGAAGAGUUUGGACUUGAUAUCCCACUUUAUCACUACCCAAAGGAGUCUCAAAGUAGCUAACAUUCUCCUUUCCCUUCCUCCCCCACAACAAACACUCUGUGAGGUGAGUGAGGCUGAGAGACUUCAGAGAAGUGUGACUGGCCCAAGGUCACCCAGCAGCUGCAUGUGGAGGAGUGGGGAUGCGAACCCGGUUCACCAGAUUAUGGGUCUACCGCUCUUAACCACUACACCACGCUGGCUCCCUGCUUUAGCUCUUGGAGGGCUAAACAAUCCGGGGCACCCUCCCAGGGGCCUGCCGGAUUUAUGCUGUCAUGUCAAGAACAAGACUCCCACCCUGGGCCUCAUAUAAGCUCUGCGCAGCCUGCUUCCACUAUUGGAAGAAAACUUGUGGGUUAAGGUGGAUGGCUUCUGCAGUCGCUCUAGUAGCAAGUAGCCUGCUUGAGCCAAAUGGUCAGGGGCAGACUCUUUCAAAUUUUAGCGGCACCCUGUGCAAGGCCAGAAUUAAGUGCCCCUGCCUCCCAUUCUUCUCAAUUCACUAUGCCAUGGUUGUGGUGUCCUGUGGCAUCCCCUAGGCUCAGAGCCCAGUGUGGCAGAACUGGCCACAAUGCCCUAAAUCUGCAUCUGUAAAUGGUGCAAUGCCAACUUGCAAUGUGAGGCUGAGUCACAUGGCCACAUGCACACGGUAACUUUACAGCACAGUUCGAACAGUCUCCGUCAGGAGGUUGUGGACUCUCCUUUUGUGGAGAUUUUUAAGCAGAGGUUGGAUGGUCAUCUGUCAUGGAUGCUUUAGCUGAGAUUUCUGUAUCACAGGCGGUUGGGCCCUUGGGGUCCCUUCCAUCUCUAUGGUUCUAUGAAGCACAUUCUUUCCCUCAGAGAAUUCUGGGUGCGGCAGUUUGUUAAGGGUUCCUGGGAAUCGCAACUCUCUGAGGUAUAAACUACAGCACCCAGAAUUCUUUGAGCUAGAAAAUGUCCUUUAAAGUAUGUGUGUAGCCUAUGAAUUAUUUGAAGAGCAACUGUAAUCAACAAAUUACGCUAGUAGGACUACAAGAAGUUUUGUAAGGAGAAAUAUAUGAAGUGUUACAAAGUAGAAAAAGCUAGAGAUAUUGGUUAUGAGUUUGAAAUGUAAUAGGGAAGAUAAGAAAUGCAUACUGAGAGAUUAGAUUGGAAAAUUUCCAGACAGGAUUGAUGGAAGUCAAAAAUUUGAAUAAGAUGUAAAGUAUAAUUACGGUUGAAAUGAUAUGUCAAUAAAAUUAUAUAUAUAUAUAUAUAUAUAUAUAUAUAUAUAUAUAUAUAUAAUUAAGUAUACGCGUAGCCGCAAUCCAUCUGAGAGGAGGAGCUGCUGGUGGUCCAGCAUGUGAGCUUGAAACACCUUGUGCAAAACCUCAAAUUCUGUUGGUCACGAUGCUGCAACUGUACAGCCUCCUGCACUUAUUUGCCUGCUUGAGAGGUGAUAGGAUAAGCCCAACUUCAAAUCCCCAUGACGAAGCUCCCUGGAGAGCCUCGGGCCAGGUACAAUCUCUCAGCAUAACCUACUUCGCAGGGUUGUUGCACAGAUAAAAUGAAGAAGGACCACAUCUAUUACCUUGAACUUUGGGGAGGAGAGGUAAGUAUUGUCAGCAAGGGGUUGAAAUGCUCCUCCUUAUUUUUAGGACCUUCGCGAAAUCCACCCAAAAAGCCAGUGAAGCCAUCAAUCCCUAAGGCUUGUGAUCCGAAAAUGACGUUUGAUGCCGUCACCACGAUGCGAAGAGAAAUCAUUUUCCUACGGGGCAGGUAAGUACAAGCACCAUUAGUAUCUGUUUAAAAACUGAAGUUUACAUUUGCCCCAUGGCCUGAAUAUGCAGACAAGUGUAUGGAUGGACAGCUGUAGAGAUUCUUUUUUUCCAAUUUUUUAAAUUGAUUUUUCACAUUUAUCACAGAAAGAAAAGAUAACACAACGAAACACACAACAAAGAAAAACACACUACAACAAACACAAAAAGAGAUAAUUUCCUCCAAUACCUAAUUCUCAUUCCAUUGUCAGCUGACUUCCUCAAAUCCCCUCUAACUGAAUUUCCUUAUAUCUCCAAAAUAGCAGUUCUCCAAAUUCAUAUUUCUAAUAUUUUAACUCCUUUCAUUUACUAACCUCUUCUCCUUUAUUAAUAUUCUAAUCCUUAAAAUUUACUACCACUUAUUCUUAUUCUACCCCUAAGCCUAUUUAUUACUUCCAAGAACUUUCUAAUUAUCUUAUAUCACAAUAUUUAGCUAAAUAGUCUUUAAAUUUAUUCCAGUCCUCUUGUAUCUCCUCUUCUUUCUGGUCGCGGAUUCCUCCAGUCAGGUCGGCCAGCUCCAAAAACUCCAUCAUCUUCAUCUGCCAUUCUUCUAUUGUUGGUAUUUCUUGUGAUUUCCAGUUUUUGGCUAAUAAAAGUCUUGCCACUGUGGUGGCAUGCAAAAACAAUCUAACAUCUUUUUUGGGUAGUUCCAAUCCUAUUAUUCCAAGUAGAAAGACCUCUGGUUUCUUAAUAAAUGUAUUUUUCAACAUUUUUUUUCAACUCAUUAUAAAUCUUUUCCCAGAGGUCUUUCACCUUGGGACACGUCCACCACAUAUGAUAAAAAGUACCUUCUUUUUCUUUACAUUUCCAACCUGUAGAGAUUCUUCUAAUUAAUUAAAAUCAGCAUUAUAGAAAUGCAUGCAAUUAUGUUGAAUGGAGUAUGUGCGUAUGAAGAAAAAGCACUUAUAAAUGACUCUCACACACCCGGAAGAUGCAACCCAGCAGGAACCUUGUCUGUGAGGGAUGAGCUGAUAGUCUCACGGCAACUAUGUCCCCGAGUGCUUUACUUUUCCUUUUAGGAGUAAGUUGUAUCCAUUCAUUCAUAAGAGCUGAGUGGGGACUAGACCUCCUCCUUGCCCUUGAUGAGCCCAAUCCUAUCUUGGUCACACUAGAGCAUGGACUUGGGAGAGGAAGCUGACAGCUAAUCUUGACAGCUACUUAGCAUUCACAGAAUGCAUUUUUGGUGUCUCAAAGGCUUCAUGUGGUAGCUGGACUUGCUGAAAUAGUUGAUAAUUCCAUGUCCCCCGCCCAACCUCAAAGGACCGGAUUCAAAGCGCUGGCACACAUUCUAGAAUGGACUGUAGGAAAAGGUGCAAUGAUGCAACACUCCAUUGCUAAGAAGGAUCCUUAAAAAGCCAAUCUAGGAGCCAGCCAGAUGGGCUGCAGAAGCACCAAACAUCUGUGUUGUCCUCCUCACUAAGAAAUAAUAAUAAUAAUAAUAAUAAUAAUUAUUAUUAUUAUUAUUAUUAUUAUUAUUUACAGUUGGGUAGGUAGCCGUGUUGGUCUGACAAAGUCAAAAUAAAAAAUAAAAAAAUAGUCCAGUAGCACCUUAGAGACCAACUAAGUUUGUUCUAGGUAUAAGCAUGCACACAAAAGCUUAUAACUAGAACAAACCUGGCUGGUCUCUAAGGUGCUACUGGACUAUUUUUUAAUUUAUUAUUUACAAGACAAACACAAAAUAAUCCUAUUCAUUUCAGGCACCUCUGGAGAGUGUAUCCCAGUCAUUCAGAAGUUGAUUUUGAAUCAAUUUCUACCUUUUGGCCUUCUUUACCAUCUAACAUCCAAGCUGCUUAUGAAAAUAUGAAAGAUCAGCUCCUCUUUUUUAAAGGUAAGCCACCCUGAAAUUAUCCUUAUUUGUCUUGUUGAAAGUAGUUUCAGCAACUGACAUUCAGAAGCCUCCAAGGUGUUGGCCACUGUUUCCCACAAUGGCCAGUCAGAUGCCUAUGGGAGAUCUGCACCAACAGGGUGCAGGGCAUGUGGGCAAUAUCCCUUUCCUUACUUGUGAUGCCCAUUUGGACACAUGCUGCCCUUGAACUUGGGAGUGGUAUACAGCCAUUGAUUGGGAGAACUAUUCUGCUCUGGACUGUAGCUGUAGCUAAGCAGCAAAGCAUCUGUUUAGUGUGCAGAAGAUUCCAGCUUCAACCUCCAUCAUCUCCAGGUUGAGUUGGGAAAGGAUUUUCUGUCAGAAUCUCCAUUUGGCCAAGCUGAUAAAGCUCAUCUUCCAGCCGAGUCCUUCAGAAUCGCCCUCCGACGAAUAAUUAACGACCUGAGCCUUUGAUAAGGCCUCAGGCACGUUCCCCCAUUCAGCAGAGUUUCCAAAGCAGCAGAAGUGAUGAGGUUUAUGGCUACAUGCUAUGCUUUAUUACUAAGCUAGGCAGAGAGCAAAGAAAAUACAUCAUCUCCCUGUGAGAGCAGAGAGCAACUGAACAAAGGAACAGAGAAAUCAGUACGUCACAUCCGUCUCCCUUCUCCCGUGAGACUUCCAAUAGCCUGGACUGUCUCUGGAAUGUAAACAGAGCCUUGUGACUCUAAGCAGCUGCUCAGUGGCAAACAGAAACUAACAUUUUCUGCCUAAAACCUAGAGAGUUAGGCCAGUCUCUCUUACUAUCACAGUAGCAGGACCAGCUAAUCAAGGAGGAAAGCAAGAGGUGGAGGUUUUAUUCUCCUAUGCCCCCUCCGUCCAUCUUAUUAGCAAUGUGAUUGGUAGGAUUCUGGGGCAGGGAGUUCUCCUGAGGUCUCCUGCUCUUUUUUGGAGAUGACAAGCAGGGACUUUGCUAGGUAGGUCAGAAAAGGACUGUGAGCUUUGCAUAUGCUCAUUUUAAUGCAUCAUUGGCAAAUUGAGAUGGCAAGUGGCUGAGGUCUCCCUAGUGUGUGCCCAACACUCAAUAAAUAAAGACCCAGAUCCAGCACAAAACAUCUGAGGUUGGGAGAGGAAGUACCUAGCUGGCGAGCUGGGAAUGGGAAGCUGGGAAUCUCCCUACAGGAUGGAUUUUGAUCCAAGCUGGAGCCUUGUAAAUCUCAAUUUUCAUUUUGAGAUGGGUUUCCCAUCUCCCAUGUAUGUUCUCCAGGCCAUGCUCAGGAGAACUUUGCUUUUUCCUUAGCAGACCAACUGGUGCGUACGACAUCCCCAGGAAAAAGAGAUAGAAUAAGCCUUGCUCUCUAGAAGAUGUAAACCUUCUGGAACUGAUUUACACUGUUUUGCAGUGAGGAUAUUGACAUCUAUGUGAGCUUUGUUAAAUGAAACCAGAAACUCUUUCACACGACAUUUUCUGCCUGUUUGAACAGAUAAUCACUUCUGGGUCUUUAGCGGAUUACAGAUGCAGCCUGGCUACCCACAAACCAUUGACCAUUUGGGCUUCCCACAACGCAUUAAGAAAAUUGAUGCAGCUGCUUUGGAUAAAAAUACUGGGAAAACCUAUUUCUUCGUUGGUAACAAGUACUGGAGGUAAGAUCUCUGGGGAAUGUAUUUUGCAACAGUGCAUGGACAGAUGUGGCAUUGGGCUAUCACAGGGAAUGUUCUCCAGAGUCCUAAUAGAGGAUAGUUCAGAAUAUAUCAGUGAUCUCACCAUGUUUUCUGUGCUUGUGCUAAGAAGAGUUUUAGGAAAGGGGAGUGGGGGAAAAUAGCAGCCAAAUCAGAAAUGAUAAAAACGCUAUAUCUUUACAUACUACAUGCCUUUCGUUCAAUUUUUUUAGGAUGAUGUGCUGAACUCACCUUGGUCAGGUUCCCUGCCUGAUGUGAACGAACUCAUUUUAUCAAAUUGUCUUCUUCAGAUAUGAUGAAAACAAUCGAUCCAUGGACAAGGGCUACCCGAGAAAAAUAAGAGAAGAUUUUCCUGCAAUUGGCCAGAAGGUUGAUGCUGCCUUUCAGCACAAUGGUAAGGGGACUUUUCUGCAUAACGUAACGUGGGUUCGUGCAUAGAAUCAUGGAGCUGGUUGAUAAUUUCAUUGGGAGAGAGAGACCUCAUAGGAGCCUGGGUGCUUCUCUGUAGUGACAUUCAUGUCAUCAGUAAAAAAGCUAAUGACACCAGGUUUGCUGAUUCAGACAAUUUGGUGGCAUCAAAGCCUAUCAGCCUGGGAUGUUUUCAGACACCUUCAUGGGAUAAUUGCAUGGCAAACAUCACCACGCAGUGGAGAGGAAACCUGAUUUGCUAAAUGCAUCAACCUUCUCCAGCACUGGGAAAUUCUGAAUACAAACAAAGGCUGGAUCUAGAUACAUCAAAAAAGCAUUUCAGGAAAACACAUUGUAAACUUUAUUAUGGGAAAUCACAUUGGUGGAAGCCAGGACUCCACAGCGCCAUCUGGUGUCCCAGUGUUAUAAUGCAUAUAAAGCGCUUUUUCUUUACUAAUGUAGCUGAGUCCACAGUUACAGCCACAGGAGCAAUUUGCAAGGAGUUCAAAAUUCUAUUUCCUUGCAUUUUAAACCCCACCUUUCUUCAGUCAUGGUCCCCAAAAGUGUUUUGGAACAUUGCCUCUGCUGUCUUGACACCAACCCUCCUUAAUAUAAAUCUGCUAUAAUAAUACAAUCUCCGUUUGGUUCUAGGAUCCUUCUAUUUGUUCCGUGGGUCAAAGCAGUGGCAGUUCGAUCUGAAUGCGAAAAGAGUGAUUUGCGUCAUGAACAGCAACAGCUGGUUUAGCUGUUAG